CAAGAUGUUCAUCGGGGGACUCAGUUGGCAGACUACGCAGGAAGGGCUGCGCGAAUACUUCGGCCAGUUCGGGGAGGUGAAGGAGUGUCUGGUGAUGCGAGACCCCCUGACCAAGAGAUCCAGGGGUUUCGGCUUCGUCACUUUCAUGGACCAGGCGGGGGUGGAUAAAGUGCUGGCGCAAUCGCGGCACGAGCUCGACUCCAAAACAAUUGACCCCAAGGUGGCCUUUCCUCGCCGGGCACAACCUAAGAUGGUCACUCGAACGAAGAAGAUCUUUGUAGGGGGGCUGUCCGUGAACACCACGGUGGAGGAUGUGAAGCAAUAUUUUGAGCAGUUUGGAAAGGUGGAUGAUGCCAUGCUGAUGUUUGACAAAACCACCAACCGGCACCGAGGGUUCGGGUUUGUCACAUUUGAGAGUGAGGACAUCGUAGAAAAAGUGUGUGAAAUCCACUUCCACGAAAUCAACAACAAAAUGGUGGAGUGUAAGAAAGCUCAGCCAAAGGAGGUGAUGUCCCCAACGGGCUCAGCACGGGGCCGGUCUCGAGUCAUGCCCUAUGGAAUGGACGCGUUCAUGCUGGGCAUCGGCAUGCUGGGUUACCCAGGUUUCCAAGCCACAACCUACGCUAGCCGGAGUUACACAGGCCUGGCCCCAGGCUACACUUACCAGUUCCCCGAAUUCCGUGUAGAGCGGACCCCUCUCCCGAGUGCCCCAGUCCUCCCCGAGCUUACAGCUAUUCCUCUCACUGCUUAUGGACCCAUGGCAGCGGCAGCAGCAGCAGCAGCUGUGGUUCGAGGGACAGGCUCUCACCCCUGGACGAUGGCUCCCCCUCCAGGUUCUACUCCCAGCCGCACAGGGGGCUUCCUGGGGACUACCAGCCCUGGCCCCAUGGCUGAGCUCUACGGCGCAGCCAACCAGGACUCGGGGGUCAGCAGUUACAUCAGUGCCGCCAGCCCUGCCCCCAGCACUGGUUUUGGCCACAGUCUUGGGGGUCCCUUGAUUGCCACAGCCUUUACCAAUGGGUACCACUGAAGCAGGGGACAGGUGGCAGGAGCGCCCCAGAGUGCAGCUGACUGAGGACCAGUGUGAGCCAGCGAGGGGUGGGGACACCUCAGCCACAGCAGCCCAGCCCCUCACUGCAACUUGGACCGCUACUGCCUGUCCCCCACUCCUUGGGCCCAGCCCCUGCCCUGCUGUCCCCACACGUCUGGCUCCCCUACUAACCUCCCUUUUUCUGACCAUACCCCCUCUCCCUAUCUGCCUCUCUCCGUGUCUGCUUUUAUUUAUUUUGGAUUAGCCAGUUACCCAUCUCCCCAAAU
Nannospalax galili (Upper Galilee mountains blind mole rat) is the source of this 1317-nucleotide messenger RNA. It is a transcript of the gene Msi1, whose product is annotated as musashi RNA binding protein 1. Lineage: Eukaryota; Metazoa; Chordata; Mammalia; Rodentia; Spalacidae. Gene Ontology annotation, cellular component: cytoplasm. The record is from RefSeq and is a predicted model, not a curated record. Gene Ontology annotation, molecular function: RNA binding. The transcript is spliced from 14 exons. Bases 5 to 1030 code for a protein of 341 amino acids.